Puntigrus tetrazona (Sumatra barb) is the source of this 1642-nucleotide messenger RNA. RefSeq names its product CREB/ATF bZIP transcription factor (gene crebzf). The transcript is spliced from 3 exons. NCBI's taxonomy places the organism in Eukaryota, Metazoa, Chordata, Actinopteri, Cypriniformes, Cyprinidae. Gene Ontology annotation, molecular function: DNA-binding transcription factor activity, RNA polymerase II-specific; RNA polymerase II transcription regulatory region sequence-specific DNA binding. The coding region runs from base 187 to 954 and encodes 255 amino acids. The record is from RefSeq and is a predicted model, not a curated record. Gene Ontology annotation, cellular component: nucleus.
AGUCGCCAUUUUAGUCCUUGUCAGUGUCGUAGUAAGCGCGUUGCUUGUACUUUGGUUCUACAACGUCUAAGCGUAAAUAUUUUUUCUGUCCUGUUAAUUUCGUCUUCUCGUAUUUUUCUUCAUCCAGUCGACGUCAGAAGAUAUCAGUAUUCCAUUUAAGUUUCCACAAUAUCCAGAAACGCAGCCAUGAUCACCAGAAAAAGAGGAAGAAGCAGCCUAAACGCUGACAUCACAUGUACGAGCACCUCCCGUGAGACUGAUGGCGUUUCGAAAACCAGUAACGCAAGUGAAACGAACAUACAAACUUCCCCAGAAAGCGACACCAACGAUUGGGGCCUGGAUGAUCUGCUUGGCUCCGGGUUCAACUGGGACCUGGACAACGAAGUGCUUGAUGCUUUCGUCAACUUGGAAUCACAGACGACGACCAGCGACGAGACCGACCAAAGCGCUGUGCUUGACCUUGCCGCGUCCCGCAGUAGAGGUGUAGUUCAGAGAUCAAAACUGCAAGACGUCUCCGGUCGGAUCAUCAACAAGAAUGCCAUCGCAGCGAGGAUAAACCGUUUAAAGAAGAAAGAAUACGUCAGUGGCCUGGAACAGAGAGUUGGUUCUUUGACAACGGAGAAUCGCGUUCUCAAGCAGGAAAAUGGCAAUCUUAACAAGAGAGUGGAAGAGUUGGAGAAUGAAACUAGGUACUUGAGAGCCGUGUUGGCCAAUGAGAGCAUGCUGGCUCAGCUGUUGUCUAGAUUGAGCGGUGUGAACGGCAUGAAAUUCUCUACCUCGCUUUUCCAGGAAUCCAACGAGAAUGACCACGAUUAUGCCAUGCCGAGGAAGAGGGUGAAGGUGGAAGACAAAGAUACUGCAGGUGGCAUCUGCCUGCAUGUGGACAAAGACCACGUCUCGGUGGAAUUCUGCACCAAAUGUGCAGAGAGUUCAAGCUUGUCGCAUAAAAUGUAGGGUCAAGUAUUUUACCUUUUGAACGUUUCCCAAGACUGAACAUUUGCACAAGAUGUAAAUGAGGGGACAUGACAACGGUAGUUGUCAAAUAUAGAGUUAACUGUUUAAAUGUGUGCAGAGCUUGAAUGGCAUGUCUGUUGAACUUGCUUUCAAUACAAGUUACUGCUAAACUUGUUGACAGUUUUCUUCUAGGUGCUUGGUCCGCCAUGCUGGAUGACUGGGUCACAGAACAUCCUUGACUGCUGAAAUCCAUGUGGAUUUUGCUGUGGGGAAAGCAGAAGAAUCGGGACCAGCAGCUUGCAUCAUGGCCUGGUAAAUUUAAAAAAAGGUAGUACUUGAAACAGUGUAAGUUACAGUUUUACUGAUUCUUUAUCCACACCUGUAAAGACGUCAGAUGAUGCCAUGCUCAUUUAGCAUCUAAAUGAGCGUUUAAACUCCUGUUUAUAGUAAUGUUUUAUUACAAGACAUUGAACAUCUGUCUCUUAUCCAUGCUUCAUUUUGAUUUGUUAAAGCACUUGGGCUUUAUUUGACAGUUGUCAGGAGAAUAAGUAUGUUCUGAAACAGCAUUUUUUUUUUUCAAAGGGUCAUGGUUUUUGAAUAUGAUUGUGAGAUGUAAUGGAAAUCCAAAGACUGUGCAGACCUAUGACUGCAGCUGUUAUGAAAUAAAUUUUCAUUUGAAUAAUGCUAA